Sciurus carolinensis (gray squirrel) is the source of this 1965-nucleotide messenger RNA. RefSeq names its product procollagen C-endopeptidase enhancer (gene Pcolce). The record is from RefSeq and is a predicted model, not a curated record. Gene Ontology annotation, molecular function: protein binding. NCBI's taxonomy places the organism in Eukaryota, Metazoa, Chordata, Mammalia, Rodentia, Sciuridae.
GAGGCUAGAGAAAUGAUGUGGGUGGAAGACACAGGAAGAACUCUGGGUGCUGAGGAAGCAGGGUGUGUGGUGGGCUAGGAUCAGCUAGUUUCCCCAGGAAGGUCCAGAGCUGUGCUCAUAAGGUGCUAGGACAUGGGACUGUGGGGUUCCAGAUGACAUUACUUUAUGCCUGGAUGAUGCUCCCUCUGCCCCUCAUUGCUCCACCUCCUCCUUAGGUCAUGAUGUGUACUAGAUCUAAGAGGCCCCAGGACUCACCACUGUCCCAGCUGUCUCCCUGUCCCGCCUUCCUGCCGCCCGCCCUGCUGGCCAGUCCCCACGCCCACACACCCUGCGCUGCCUCAUCUGGCACUGUUUAUCCUGCUGCUGCUGCUGCUGCUGUUGCUGCUUCUGCUGCUGCUGAACUCAGCUGCUGCCUCCGGCUGAGGACCCCAGCUCACUCCCCCUGCCAUGCUGUCUGCUGCCCCAGCCUCCCUUCUGGGGCCCCUCCUUACGGCCUGGGCCCUGCUGCCCCUCUUGCCUCUUGCUCAGGGCCAGACCCCCAACUAUACCAGACCUGUGUUCCUGUGUGGAGGGGACGUGACUGGGGAGUCAGGUUACGUGGCAAGUGAGGGCUUCCCCAACCUCUACCCCCCCAAUAAGGAGUGCAUCUGGACAAUAACGGUUCCUGAGGGCCAGACUGUCUCUCUCUCCUUCCGAGUCUUCGACUUGGAGCUGCACCCUUCCUGCCGUUAUGAUGCUCUGGAGGUCUUUGCUGGAUCUGGAACCUCAGGCCAGCGGCUUGGACGCUUCUGCGGGACCUUCAGGCCGGCACCCAUUGUUGCCCCCGGCAACCAGGUCACCCUGAGGAUGACAGCCGACGAGGGCACAGGAGGACGAGGCUUCCUGCUCUGGUACAGCGGGCGGGCCACCUCUGGCACCGAGCACCAGUUUUGUGGGGGGCGGCUGGAGAAGGCACAGGGAACCCUGACCACGCCCAACUGGCCAGAGUCCGAUUACCCCCCGGGCAUCAGCUGUUCCUGGCACAUCAUCGCACCCCCAGACCAGGUGAUCUCGCUGACCUUUGGGAAGUUUGACCUGGAGCCGGACACUUACUGCCGCUAUGACUCGGUCAGCGUGUUCAAUGGAGCAGUGAGCGAUGAUGCCAAGAGGCUGGGAAAGUUCUGCGGCGACACAUCCCCGGGCCCCAUCUCCUCCGAAGGUAAUGAGCUUCUGGUCCAGUUCGUCUCGGAUCUCAGCGUCACUGCCGAUGGUUUCUCAGCCUCCUACAGGACUGUGCCGCGGGGCACUGCUGAAAAGGGGCCAGUCCCAAGCCCCGGGAAGGACACCAAACCAGGUUCCCCACCCCUGGGCCCUGGCCCUAAAUCUGGAGCUGGGCCCAAAAUCAAGCCACCUACCAAGCCCAAACUCCAACCUGGGGAGAAGCCAGAGGCCUCACCUGAAGCCCAGGCAACUCCAUUGAGCCCUGAUGUACCCAGUGUCCCUUGCCCAAAGCAGUGCCGGAGGACAGGCACAUUGCAGAGCAACUUCUGUGCCAGUAAUCUCGUGGUGACUGCAACAGUGAAGUCCAUGGUUCGGGGCCCAGGAGAGGGUCUCACUGUCACUGUCAGUCUCAUUGGUGCUUAUAAAACUGGAGGACUAGACCUGCCCUCUCCACCCACUGACACCCCCCUGAAGUUCUAUGUGCCUUGCAGGCAGUGUCCCUUCAUGAAGAAAGGACUCAGUUAUCUGCUGAUGGGCCAGGUGGAAGAAAACAGAGGUCCCAUCCUUUCUUCAGAGAGCUUUGUGGUUCUCUACCGGCCCAACCAGGACCAGAUCCUCACCAACCUAAGCAAGAGAAAGUGUUCCUCCCAACCUGGGCAAGCUGCAGAGUCUCAGGCCUGAGAGCCAGGCCAGCUCCAGUUCCAGGCUUGAGUGCCCCCUUUCUUCUCCAAAUAAAUGUUACUCAACUGAAGGGCUGUGUGUCAA